AUGCCCCAACUGUUUCAGUUACAGUUGCAGCAUCUUCAACCUCUCCCCAAACCUCGUCACCCCAACCACCAACUACUUCGCCCCACUCUCACUCUCAGCUUUCCUUCUUCUCUCUCCAAUCCCUUAAAACGCACCAAACCCAACAAGCUCCGCCCUCUUCUUCCCCCCACCGUUCGAUUUCCCAGCUCCAUAGUAUGCAAAUCCAACAGCUCAGACUUAGACAUUUUAUCACAGCCAGAAGAGAGAGGUAAGCCGCACAGACGGGCCAAUGGGAUAUUUUGGAUCAUACUUGCUAAUCUUGGGAUUUACAUUGCUGAUCAUGUGUUUCAGGUUCGUGCAAUUAAAAUGCUGUACCUCUACCACAACUGGCCUACUUGGUACCAGUUUCUAACAGCAACAUUUUGCCAUGCUAAUUGGAACCAUCUUUCGAGCAACCUUUUCUUCUUGUAUAUUUUUGGAAAGCUAGUUGAAGAAGAGGAAGGAAAUUUUGCUCUGUGGCUUUGUUAUAUUCUCACAGGGGUUGGAGCAAACCUUGUUUCAUGGCUUGUUCUACCAAGAAAUGCAGUCUCGGUUGGAGCCUCUGGUGCUGUUUUUGGGUUAUUUACAAUCAGUGUACUAGUAAAGAUGUCCUGGGACUGGAGAAAGAUCCUUGAAGUGCUUAUAUUGGGCCAAUUUGUUAUAGAGAAGGUUAUGGAAGCAGCUCAAGCUUCUACUGCAUUAUCAGGCCCCUUCGGUGGAGGCAGUUCUUUGAUGAAUGUCAAUCACAUUGCACAUCUCUCAGGUGCUCUUGUUGGUGUUUUUCUAGUAUGGAUUCUCAGCAAGGUUCCUUCUGAACCCCCAGCACAAGGAUCAAAUUUUCAAAGCAAAACAAGCAGAACCCAAUGA
This is a messenger RNA of Prunus armeniaca (apricot), 885 nucleotides long. NCBI's taxonomy places the organism in Eukaryota, Viridiplantae, Streptophyta, Magnoliopsida, Rosales, Rosaceae. The record is from the annotation of a GenBank genome assembly.